Messenger RNA from Psammomys obesus (fat sand rat), 707 nucleotides. RefSeq names its product ATP-binding cassette sub-family C member 12-like. NCBI's taxonomy places the organism in Eukaryota, Metazoa, Chordata, Mammalia, Rodentia, Muridae. The annotation marks the transcript as partial. Gene Ontology annotation, biological process: transmembrane transport. The transcript has 4 exons. Gene Ontology annotation, molecular function: ABC-type transporter activity; ATP binding. The record is from RefSeq and is a predicted model, not a curated record. Gene Ontology annotation, cellular component: membrane.
AUUUCAGAUCCUUUGGGAUGAAGAAAUCGAAAGGGUGGGGCCGGAGCGGGCCUCCCUGGGCCGCGUGGUCUGGAAAUUCCAGAGGACCCGUGUUCUGAUGGAUAUCGUAGCCAACAUCUUGUGCAUUGUCAUGGCAGCCCUAGGGCCGACAGUUCUCAUUCACCAAAUCCUGCAGCACAUCACCAGCGUCUCCUCUGGACACAUCUGGAUCGGCAUCAGCUUGUGUCUGGCCCUUUUUGUCACCGAGUUUACCAAAGUCCUCUUUUGGGCCCUUGCCUGGGCCAUAAAUUACCGCACUGCGAUCCGAUUGAAGGUGGCCCUCUCCACGCUGGUUUUCGAAAACCUGCUGUCCUUCAAGACACUGAGUCACAUCUCCGCAGGCGAGGUACUCAAUAUCCUAUCAAGUGAUAGUUAUUCCUUGUUUGAGGCUGCCUUGUUUUGUCCCUUGCCAGCCACCAUCCCGAUCCUAAUGGUCGUUUGUGCAGUGUACGCCUUUUUCAUUCUGGGGUCCACGGCUCUUGUCGGGAUAUGUGUGUAUAUCAUAUUCAUCCCAAUCCAGAUGUUUAUGGCCAAACUCAAUUCAGCUUUCCGAAGAUCAGCAAUUUCAGUGACAGACAAGCGAGUUCAGACAAUGAAUGAGUUUCUGACCUGCAUCAAGCUGAUUAAAAUGUAUGCCUGGGAGAAAUCUUUUAUAAACACCAUUCACG